Molecule: messenger RNA, 1983 nt
Organism: Capsicum annuum
Lineage: Eukaryota; Viridiplantae; Streptophyta; Magnoliopsida; Solanales; Solanaceae
Product: B3 domain-containing protein At5g60140
Exons: 4
Coding region: 1466-1840 (124 amino acids)
Cellular component (GO): cytochrome b6f complex
Molecular function (GO): DNA binding
Source: RefSeq, a predicted model, not a curated record
UUACUUUGAUCUUCUUUUGGGAAAAUUGUCCAUCUGAAUUCUUUUCUUGGUAACUAAUUUUGUGUCUUUAUCUUUUUUUUUUCAUUGCCAUCUGACACUGAAUUUUGGUAAUAAUGUAGGGGUAGGAGUGAGGACAUUAUUGCACUCUCUUUAUUUUCCUUUUCAUACAUGCAGUAAAGCUCUUGUAAAUUAAUCUAGCUCUAAAUAUUUGGUGUUAAAGAUGAGUCCAACUGAUAUUGCUAUGAUGGAAAAAGCCUUAGUGAAGAUAGAUGAUCCAACAUGUUCAAAACGCAGACGCGUUUAUGAAGAGGAAGAGGAAACUGAAGAGGAUGAAGAGGAAGAGGAAGAAGAUUGUGAAGAGGAGAAUGAACGGGCUGGCACAUCUAAGAAAAAGGCGUCACGUUCAAAAGCUGGAUGCAAAAGAGCCACUACUCGCAAGAUGAGGGAUAUCCCUGACCUCUAUGGUGCAGAUAUAUUCAAAAAUGGACGUGCAACUCAGCCUAAAAAUCCUUACUUCGUAGCAAAAAUACGAGCAAAAAAGAGAGACCACCUGUACAUUCCAGUUGAUGUGGUGAGAGACUACAAUCUUGAAAUCCCUUCAAGAAUGACCAUCCGCGACCCUGCUGGCCGAGAAUUUGAGGCAAAACGCAAGGAUUGGAAGGACGGUAGAAUAUGGCUAACUGGCGGAUGGCGCAAUUUAUGUUGGUGGAACCUUGUGGAGAAAGAUGACAGGUGUAUCUGUGAAUUUAUGAGAGGAAAAGGAAAAAAAAGCCUUUACUUGCAAGUUCAAGUUGUCUAUGAAGGAUCAGUUUCCAACCGCAACAACAAGUACAAGAAAUAGUUUAUUGAUGCUAACUAUCCUAGUAUUUUUAUAUUUAUGGUCUUAAGUAGUGUUAUAAGUUGACCAAUUCUGAAGAUUAAGGGGUGUUGUUUGUUGAAAAUAUUGAAGACUUAUCUAGUUUGUAUUGAUAGCUCUGACAAUUAAAGUCUGCUGAUUGGCAUUAAGAAUGAAGCCUGGUUUGUUUACAUUUGAAUGUUCAACCAAUAUUUAAAUGCUCAGGGGAGCAAAGUUUGAUCCAAGUGCUUAUAUUUCAUUUCUGAGUUCUUUCUAGUCUUAACAAUUAUGCUCUGAGAUUUUAAAUUGUUAGUUCUACAUUUUGUAAGUAUUUCCUUUUUUAAGAAAAGAAAGGAGAAAUAAGUCAAUUUUGCUGUUUCUUUAUCUAAAUUUGGACAAAGGACCAUGGCCCACCCCACUUGGCUGGCCAGUUUUACAAGUUGAUGAGCUAUAAGAUGCCUCAUCCAAUUUUAUUUGUCAGCCAACCAUCUCAACACCCCCCUUAUCCAUUGCUCUCAUAUUCACCUCACAAAAAAUUAUAUCCCAUGUUCACCCUUUUAUUAUCUCUCUAUUUUGGCAAACUUAAAGCACUCCACAAGCCAUCACAACCAGGUUGGUGGUCAGAAAACAAUGGCAACAAUGACAACAUUCUCAGCAGCAACAGUAAGUUCAACAGCCAUUAUAGGCACAGGCAGAAAAUCUUUCCAGAAAGCAACCAAAGUGAAGUACAUUGAUGGAUUGAACUCAUUUGGAGGGCUAAAGGCAAACAACCAUGUUGCCUCAUUAGGCCUCCCUAUGUCUACUGAACAAUCUUUUGCAAAGAUUGUUAGCUCAUUGAGAACCCCAUCAUCACAAGCCAAAGGUGGAGGAGCUUUGUCCUCUACCUGCAAUGCUGCUUCUGAGAUUUUCAGGAUUGCUUCCAUUAUUACUGGCUUGACUCUUGUUGGAGUUGCUGUUGGAUUCGUCCUCCUCCGAAUUGAAGCUGCUGUAGAGGAAUCUGAAUGAAACAUUGGUCUGUAAAACGUUUUUUUCUUUUUUCCUGCAUCAAGAUUCACUCUCUUUUUAAUUCCUAUAAUCCUCUGUUGAAGUAGAAUUGAAUUGUUUUGAAUAUAUAUGUUAAACUAAUAAAUUAAGAGUUCUUCCGGAAA